AUGACGAUGAAGAUGACGAUGGGCAUGGGCUUGGGCAUGGGCAUGGGCAUGGGCAUGGUUGGCAUGUUCCUCCUGCAGAUGGUGGCAUCAUCGGAUCUCCGACCUGGGUUUUACUCAAGAACGUGUCCCAAGGCGGAAGUGAUAGUCCGACAUGUGAUGAAAAAGGCUCUUGCCAGGGAACCCAGAUGCGUUGCCUCUGUCAUGCGGUUCCAGUUCCAUGACUGUUUUGUGAACGGCUGUGAUGCCUCCAUGCUGCUCGAUGAUACACCGACCAUGGUUGGGGAGAAACUGGCUCUCUCCAACAUUAAUUCGUUGAGAUCAUUUGAAGUUAUUGAUGAUGUUAAGGAAGCCCUUGAGAAGGCAUGCCCUGGAGUUGUCUCCUGUGCUGACAUCAUAAUCAUGGCAUCCAGAGAUGCUGUCGCUCUGACUGGUGGACCCGAUUGGGAGGUGAGGUUGGGAAGAUUGGACAGCUUGAGUGCUAGUCAAGAAGAUUCAAACGACAUCAUGCCCAGCCCAAGAGCCAACGCCAGUGCUCUUAUUGAUCUCUUCCAAAAGUACAACCUCACAGUGAAAGACCUUGUUGCACUCUCGGGAUCUCACUCUAUAGGCCAAGGUCGUUGCUUCUCCAUCAUGUUUAGGCUAUACAAUCAAUCUGGAACUGGAAGGCCUGACCCUGCCAUUGACCAUAACUACAGAGAAGAGCUUGAUAGGCUAUGUCCCCUGGAUGUUGACCAAAAUGUGACAGGGAACCUUGACUCCACGCCUCUCGUGUUUGACAACCAGUAUUUCAAGGACUUGGUAGCUGGGAGGGGAUUUCUCAACUCUGAUCAGACCCUUUUCACAUUCCCACAGACAAGGGAGUUUGUGAGGUUGUUUAGUAGACAUCAAGAUGACUUUUUCAAAGCCUUUGUGGAAGGCAUGCUGAAAAUGGGUGACUUGCAGUCUGGUCGGCCUGGUGAAGUCAGGACAAAUUGCAGAGUGGUCAAUGCUCGCCCGGCACAUUUGCUGCUUGAGUCUCAGCUCAUUCUCGAGAGUAAUAAUAAAUCAAUAUUCUCAAUAUAA
Messenger RNA from Sphenostylis stenocarpa, 1062 nucleotides. Lineage: Eukaryota; Viridiplantae; Streptophyta; Magnoliopsida; Fabales; Fabaceae. The record is from the annotation of a GenBank genome assembly.